UCUGAUAUUCUUUUUUUUUUUAACUGGUUCUAUUUUAGAGAACUAGUUCGGUGCUAAUGAAAGCUUGCGCAUUCGCAAAAGUUGAAAUGUAUGUGGCAUUCAUUUUGAUUUUUAAUACUCUCAUGAAAUUAUAUCGUCAUUAGUAUCGUCCUACAUGUUCAAUUAAAACUAACAAACAUUUUAUUAGAUUGUUGCUUUCAUCUACUGAUAUUAUGUUUGUGCAUUUCACAAAGCCGGAAAUGAAAAAUAUUACCGACAAUAUUCUGUAAAUUAUAAAAUUGCACCCGCCAAAUUAGAAAGCUGUCAUAAUGGAAAAAUCUGUGAUUGAAGAAUUCGGUAAUUUUUUGGGGAACCUACGCACAGACGGCAUUGACAACGUUUUCCAAGAUGUGGAAUAUGCUUUCAUUUCGAAUUCUAAAGACCCUCGCAUAGCAGGCAUUAGCUCUUUACUUUCUCUCCCAUUACCAAUCAUUGUGGCGCAGAGGCCUGGCAGUAUGGUUUUCACAGACCCAGAUGUAUCGGUGUUCUUGCCCGAUGAUUCGUCUUUAAAAGUGAAAAACAAGAAAAGAAUGCAAGAUUCAACUGAAGGAUCACCCUUGAAGAUGCACGAGUAUGCAGAUCUAUCGGAUAUUGAGUUGCCUGUUACUCAAACCAACAGAGGACAGUUCUUAAAAUCUGCGAUGAAAAAAAUAGGAAUACCAUCCAACAAGUCUAGAGUUGUAGCAACAUUGUACAGCCUCGUGUCAAGAGGGAAUUCCUGGCCAGCAGUGCUCAUAUUUUUUGACGGGCAAAACCGAAAACGAACAGCAUGUCAGUUGUUAUUUCAAGGAAAACACCAUUUGAAGUCAACUGUUAUCAAAGUAGCCUGCCCAGAACCUGAAAAUGCCCACUUUCCAAAAAUGCCCAGUUUAAAAGUUCCAGAGAAGCAAAUGAAAUACAAGGCCAGAUAUGACAUGAUGGGUAAAAUGUUGCUGCAGGAGAUUAUCAGCAAGGAGCAGGAGUUUACUGGGUCAUUGGUGGUGGAAAUCAAUUGGACCAAACCAAUUUGUACAAGUCUUUUACAAUCACCACCACUGGAGUCACAGGCACACAUCCUGGCCCAAGUUGCAUCUGGUGAUGAGAGAUCCACAGCAUAUGGUUUCUACAGAGAACUGGAGAUGUUGCGCUCUUUUAUUAAUGGAUUGGAGUCGAGAGAAAUUCUAUGGCUGGCAGAUGAAAACAGUACCCCUGUGCUUGAGCAGGUGAAGUUGCUGAUUGAAAGAUUAAAGCUUGGUGAUGCUGCAAAGAUAGAGAAAGGAAAUCCACAAAAUAAUGUGUCUGAAGUCCUUGGAUUGGACUCAUUGUCUUUUGAUCAUCGGAAGAAUUUAGACUUUACAGACCAUUUAUGGAAUAUAUUAAUGCAGUGCACAUCAUACAGUGAGCUGGAGGAAGCUAUGAAGUUUGUUUUUGCUGUCUUAAGUAAUGGGGAGUUUUAUCCUAUGGUACACAGGAAAAAUGAUACAGUCAUUGCUCAGAUGGUAAGAGAAGCAUGUGAAGGGAAACUCAGGACGCCUAAUUUAGCUGGUGGAACUUAUGCCAUACAGCUUUUGGCAGAAAUAGGACUGGAAAAACUCCGACAAGACUACGUACAUGCUUUUCUGUCAAAAGAACUGGUUGUUCUUGGAAAUAUUGAGUCAUUCAUUGGCACAGAUGGAUCAUUUCCUGAAAGACUGGCUGCUUUAGAGAAGUUACAUCAUGUGAUAGAAAUGUCUGUCAUGCUAAGAAUGUUCUUGAAACUGUCCAUACAAACCUUGAAUUUUGUUGCCAUCCAGAUGUUGAAACACUAUGAAAAUAACACCAAUGACGAAAAUCACUUGUUCGAUUUUUCUGUUCCUGCCUCCAAAGUCAAAUCCAUGAUUGAAAAAUGUGCCCCAUGUUUGUGGCAAAUGGAGUUCAUCAAACCAGUGCAAAAUGCAUCAGAAACCACCAAAUUUGUGUUGAUGGAAGAAAAUCCCUUCCCUCAUGUUGGUAGGAGUUCUAUGUUAGAUAAAAUAGCAGAAACAGGAAGUGAGGAUCAUAGGGACAGACUGUACUAUGUGGUGUGCCUAGAGGAUAGUGUUAGUUUUGUAUAAUAACAGUUUGAAAAUGCACUUCCGAUCUGAAUUUUACAUUUAAUCUAGAUUCUAGGGACUGUACAGUACAGUGAAGUGUUUUGUGUGAGUUUUCUUUUUUAGCUCGCCUGAGCUGAAAGCUCAAGUGAGCUUUUCUGAUCACCCAUUUGUCUGUCUAUCUGUCUGUAAACUUUUCACAUUUUCAACUCCUUCUCCAGAAACACUAAGCCAAUUUCAACCAAACUUGUCAAAAAGCAUCAUUGGAUAAAGGCCUUAGGGGAUUCAAGUUUGUUCAAAUGAAGGGCAAUGCCCUUCUCCAAGGGGAGAUUGAUUGUAUAUCGUUUAAUGUCCUACUCAAGAAUUUUUCACUCAUAUGGAGACGUCACUAUUGCUGAGGAAGGGCUGCAAAAUUUAGGCCUAUGCUCGGUGCUUACAGCCAUUGAGCAGGGAGGGAUCUUUAUCGUGCCACACCUGCUGAGACACGCGGCCUCAGAUUUUGAGGUCUCAUCUGAAGGACUGUCCCAUUUAGUCGCCUCUUUCGACAAGCAAGGAGUACCGAGGACCUAUUCUAACCCAGAUCCCCAAGGGAAGAUAAUAGUGAAAAUACACUGACUUAUAAAAAUCUUCUCCAGAACCAGCAGGCCAAUUUCAAUCAAACUUGGUACAAAUCAUCCUUGGAUGAAGGGGAUUCAAGUCAUUUCCCCUUCAGAGGGAAGAUAAUCACAAAAAUAUUAUGAGGUCAUUUAAAAAUCUUUCUCAAGAUCUACUGGAAAAGUUCAAAUUUCAAAUUUACAUGAAAGCUUCCUGACAUACUACAGAUUCAAGUUUGUUAAAAUCAUUACCUGUUGGUAGAAUGAAGCCACAAUAGGGGAUUAGUUUUACAUGCAAAUGUAGAGGGAAAAUCUUUAAAUAUGAGCCAAGGUGACUAGGGUGAGUGAUGUGGUUCCAUGGACCUCUUGUUUGUGUAUCCCAGUGCAAUGAAUUUAUUCAUUGUCUAUAUACAAAACACUUAUUAUUCAACGUAUAGAAAUUAGUGAAAAUAUAUACUCUUGGGUCAACUUUCUUUGUUUUAAUGAAAAAUGCAAUUACAAUGUAAUACAGAUGCACUGUGUUUUCUUACCUGCUUAUUGUAAUGUAUAUGUAUUCAGAUCGCUAUUCAAAAAUUAUGUGUAUUGUGAAAGUUUUGAAAUUGGGAUCGAACUCCAAGGUCAAGACCACAAGGUAAGCAUUGUAAACAGUAAAAAUGGAAAAAUAAAACUUGAAAAUUUUCAGCUUAAA
Messenger RNA from Ostrea edulis (European flat oyster), 3368 nucleotides. Its product is annotated as protein zwilch homolog. Gene Ontology annotation, biological process: protein localization to kinetochore; mitotic spindle assembly checkpoint signaling. Gene Ontology annotation, cellular component: RZZ complex. The transcript is spliced from 2 exons. The record is from RefSeq and is a predicted model, not a curated record. The coding region runs from base 309 to 2111 and encodes 600 amino acids. Lineage: Eukaryota; Metazoa; Mollusca; Bivalvia; Ostreida; Ostreidae.